Cyphellophora europaea CBS 101466 is the source of this 1002-nucleotide messenger RNA. RefSeq lists its product as uncharacterized. Gene Ontology annotation, cellular component: mitochondrion. The record is from RefSeq and is a predicted model, not a curated record. The transcript is spliced from 2 exons. The coding region runs from base 1 to 1002 and encodes 333 amino acids. Gene Ontology annotation, molecular function: ATP-dependent FeS chaperone activity; 4 iron, 4 sulfur cluster binding; ATP binding. Gene Ontology annotation, biological process: iron-sulfur cluster assembly; mitochondrial respiratory chain complex I assembly. Lineage: Eukaryota; Fungi; Ascomycota; Eurotiomycetes; Chaetothyriales; Cyphellophoraceae.
AUGCGCAUGAGCAGAUGCUUCAGCACCUGCAGCCGCACCCUGAGCCAUGAAAAUCCUCUAAACCUCCCGCGGCGCGGCCCUCCCAAGGACGGCACGCCACCUACAGUCCCCCGCGCUCAACGUGGUCUCCCGCAGAAACGGCCGAUCCCCCAUGUGAAGAAGGUCGUUGCAGUGUCUUCGGCCAAAGGCGGCGUGGGCAAAUCCACCCUUGCCGUGAACCUCGCACUGGCCCUCUCUCGACACAGGCUUCGCACUGGCAUCCUCGAUACGGACAUUUUUGGGCCUUCUAUUCCGACGCUCUUAGGCCUUGAGAAGGCCGGCCUCCCAGAUGUUACCCAAGACGGCAAACUUGUACCCCUCCGCAGCUUUGGCGUCGGAAGCAUGAGCAUGGGCUAUCUACUAGGGAAGGGCAAGCAGGCGAGCGGAGAUAAAGAGGGGAGCGGCGCUGGGUCUGAUGAGGGCCCCGUCGCAUGGCGCGGGCUGAUGGUUAUGAAGGCGCUGCAGCAGUUGCUGCAUGAAGUGCAGUGGGGCGGGUCGGCGCAGAGUCCGGAACUGGAUGUGCUGGUGCUGGACAUGCCUCCUGGCACUGGAGACGUGCAGCUCACGAUCGGGCAGCAGGUGACGGUGGAUGGGGCCGUCGUGGUGAGCACGCCGCAGGAUGUUGCGUUGAGAGAUGCUGUGAGGGGCGUCAGGAUGUUUGAGACUAUGGGAAUCCGAGUGCUCGGGAUGGUGAGGAAUAUGAGCGUAUUUGUGUGCCCGAAAUGUGGUGAAGAGACGAAGGUCUUUGCGCACCGGGGUGGCGGGGGAUUGCAGGAGAGGAUGGAGCAAAUGGGGGUGGAAGUACUGGGUGAGAUCCCAUUGGAUCCGCAGAUAUGCUAUGAUGCUGAUGCGGGUACACCAACCAUUGUGGCGGAAGAAGCAAGUGGGCAGAAGGUGAACAGUCGGUUCUACGAGGCGAUCGCACAGAAGGUGGCAGCGCAAGUGGGCUUGCCUUGGACUUGA